ACAUACCGGGCGGUGUAGGAGCUAACUAAUUCCAGAGGAUGGCAGUAAUGCAACACUGAGGAGGCAAGCUGCCGGUAAACUCCAAACAAGAAGAAGAAGCCGGUUUCCUCCAACAACAAUGGCGUCCUCCACGACGAGAGACGGCGUGAGUGAAGCACAAACAGGGAAAAAAUCCAAAAAGACUAAAAGCCUGGUGGAUGAAUCUGAACUACUGGCUGUUCCUGAUGGAUGGAAAGAGCCGUCUUUCACCAAAGAUGACAACCCCCGUGGUCUUCUGGAGGAGAGCAGCUUUGCAACCCUCUUCCCCAAAUACAGAGAAGCCUACCUGAAAGAGUGCUGGCCACUUGUGGAGAAGGCUUUAGGAGAGUCGAACAUCAAAGCCACUCUGGACCUGAUAGAGGGAAGCAUCACAGUUUGCACCACUAAGAAAACGUAUGACCCUUACGCCAUCGUGAGAGCCAGAGAUCUCAUUAAGCUGCUGGCCAGGAGUGUCCCAUUCGAACAGGCGGUGCGGAUAUUACAGGAUGACAUGGCGUGUGACAUCAUCAAAGUCGGGACCUUGGUGAGGAACAGGGAGCGGUUUGUGAAGCGAAGACAGCGGCUGAUUGGCCCCAAGGGCUCCACUCUAAAAGCAUUGGAGUUGUUGACCAACUGCUACGUGAUGGUGCAGGGCAACACGGUGUCGGCCCUGGGGCCCUUCAACGGUCUGAAGGAGGUACGCAAAGUGGUGAUGGACACAAUGAAGAACAUUCAUCCCAUCUACAACAUCAAGACACUGAUGAUCAAACGUGAGCUGUCCAAAGACCCCGACCUGAGGAUGCAGAGCUGGGAACGCUUCCUGCCCAAGUUCCGCCACAAGAACCUGGCCAAGCGCAGGGAGCCCAAGAAAAAGAGUGUGAAGAAGGAGUACACGCCGUUCCCUCCAGCACAGCCAGAGAGCACGGUUGACAAGGAGCUGGCCACAGGAGAAUUCUUCCUGCGUGAAAGUGUUAAAAAGAGAAAGAAGAUGGAAGAGAUCAAAGUGAAACAAGCGGAGGCGCUGACCAAGAAGCAGGAAGAGCGGAACAAAGCUUUCAUUCCUCCUAAAGAAAAGCCUUUAAUGAAGAAAACCACAAAAGUUCCUACAGAAGGCAAGCUAGACAUCGAAGCCAUCAAGGAGAAAGUGAAAAAAGCCAAAACCAAGAAACUGGGGGCUCCACCAGUGAACCCAGGUCCCCCCACCAGCAGCACCACUGGCAAAAAGAAGAAGAGCAAAACAAAAAACAAAGGUUAACCACAGACUUAGACCAUCAUAGUUGUCAUGUGUACUCCAUGAUAUGAUAUUUGUUGGACAGUCCUAUUGGACAGAUUAAGGACUCUUUCAGGAAGAUGGGACGUCAGACAUACAGUGUGUGUGCUUGGAUCAAAAAUGAAUUCCAUCACAAACUCAUGGAUGUUUUUAUUGAACUUUUUUUGUUGUGAGGAUUUCCUGUUCAUAAUACCUAGUAUAAUCUUCUAUCUGGAGACCAAUUCUCAGUCAGUAUGGUCAGUAUUUAUACACUUCAAAAGAAAUUGUUCUGUCCUUAAGGCGUGUCCAGGAGGAGGCCGACCCAAUCUGAUGGAAAUGUCAAAUUAAAGGAAGAUUUUUAACAACCUGGAUCUUA
Molecule: messenger RNA, 1643 nt
Organism: Sander lucioperca (pikeperch)
Lineage: Eukaryota; Metazoa; Chordata; Actinopteri; Perciformes; Percidae
Gene: krr1
Product: KRR1 small subunit processome component homolog
Exons: 10
Coding region: 119-1273 (384 amino acids)
Cellular component (GO): nucleolus; small-subunit processome
Molecular function (GO): RNA binding
Source: RefSeq, a predicted model, not a curated record